GAGGCGGGAUCGGCGCCUCGGGGCCGGAAGUGGCCUUGGAGGCGGAAGUGGCGCGGCCGCGGAGGAGCUUGGAGCACGGCAGCGGGACCCGGAGCAGGAGCAGCGGCGGCCGGCGGUGGCGGAGGCGGAGGCGCGCUGGAGGCGGCCAUGGCAAAGCAGUACGACUCAGUGGAAUGUCCCUUUUGUGAUGAGGUGACCAAAUAUGAGAAGCUCGCCAAGAUCGGCCAAGGCACCUUUGGGGAAGUAUUUAAGGCUAAGCACCGCAAGACGGGCAAGAAGGUGGCUCUGAAGAAGGUGCUGAUGGAAAACGAGAAAGAGGGGUUUCCCAUCACCGCCUUACGGGAAAUCAAGAUUCUCCAGCUUCUGAAACAUGAGAAUGUGGUCAACUUGAUUGAGAUCUGCCGAACCAAAGCGUCCCCCUAUAACCGCUGCAAGGGCAGUAUAUACCUGGUGUUUGACUUCUGCGAGCAUGACCUUGCUGGGCUGCUGAGUAAUGUCUUGGUCAAGUUCACACUGUCGGAGAUCAAGAAGGUCAUGCAGAUGCUGCUCAAUGGCCUGUACUACAUCCACAGGAACAAGAUCCUGCACAGGGACAUGAAGGCAGCCAACGUGCUCAUCACCCGUGACGGGGUCCUGAAGCUGGCUGACUUUGGGCUGGCCCGGGCCUUCAGUUUGGCCAAAAAUAGCCAGCCCAACCGCUAUACCAACCGUGUGGUGACGCUCUGGUACAGGCCCCCGGAGCUGUUGCUUGGGGAGCGAGACUACGGCCCCCCCAUCGAUCUGUGGGGUGCUGGGUGCAUCAUGGCAGAGAUGUGGACCCGCAGCCCUAUCAUGCAGGGCAACACUGAGCAGCACCAGCUUGCCCUCAUCAGCCAGCUCUGUGGCUCCAUCACCCCCGAGGUGUGGCCCAGUGUGGACAAGUACGAGCUGUUUGAGAAGGUGGACCUGCCCAAGGGCCAGAAGCGAAAGGUGAAAGACAGGCUGAAGGCCUACGUGCGCGACCCUUACGCGCUGGACCUCAUCGACAAGCUGCUGGUGCUGGACCCCACGCAGCGCAUCGACAGUGACGACGCUCUCAACCACGACUUCUUCUGGUCCGACCCCAUGCCCUCAGACCUGAAGAGCAUGCUGUCCACGCACCUGACGUCCAUGUUCGAGUACCUGGCGCCGCCACGCCGGAAGGGCAGCCAGAUCACCCAGCAGACCACCAACCAGAGCCGCAACCCAGCCACCACCAACCAGACGGAGUUCGAGCGCGUCUUCUGAGGGCCGUGCUUGCGUGGGGACUUGCGCUGUGUGACUUGCACUGCGGAGAUUUUCUCUCUGGCGCACCGUUUAAUGUCUACCUUGGGCACACCCGACUGAGCAGACAGGACAAAGUUUGGCCGAGGGCCCUGGGGCUGCCUCCCUCUACUCUCCUGACUUUCUGGAUGGCCGCUUGGGACCUCUCCAUUUCCCUUAGGACAGGAUAAGGGGUCAGGGGGGAGGUCUCACCUCACCAAUGGCUUUCUAAGAGUUCCCAGAAUGGGAGGAGAGGGCAGUCCUUGGCCCAUCCCAACGCUGGUCUUGGGAUGAGAAACUUGUACAGAAAACAGAACCCGCCUCGGGAGUGGGCGGUUCUUGGCCUGAUCCUCAGAAGCAUGGGGGUUGGUGAAAGCUCUUGGUUUCUUCCGUAGAAGAAUUUGCAUCAUGUUUCUUCUGUUCAGUUGUCUUGGUCGCUUGGAGACAUGUCUAGACAGAAUUUGGUCAGUUGCAAUUAAAAGUUGGCUGUUCUUUUUUUU
This is a messenger RNA of Echinops telfairi (small Madagascar hedgehog), 1781 nucleotides long. RefSeq names its product cyclin dependent kinase 9 (gene CDK9). Gene Ontology annotation, cellular component: nucleus. Gene Ontology annotation, biological process: protein phosphorylation. Bases 148 to 1266 code for a protein of 372 amino acids. The record is from RefSeq and is a predicted model, not a curated record. Gene Ontology annotation, molecular function: cyclin-dependent protein serine/threonine kinase activity; ATP binding. The transcript is spliced from 7 exons. Lineage: Eukaryota; Metazoa; Chordata; Mammalia; Afrosoricida; Tenrecidae.